Messenger RNA from Impatiens glandulifera, 2767 nucleotides. Its product is annotated as protein FAR1-RELATED SEQUENCE 5. The record is from RefSeq and is a predicted model, not a curated record. NCBI's taxonomy places the organism in Eukaryota, Viridiplantae, Streptophyta, Magnoliopsida, Ericales, Balsaminaceae. The transcript has 2 exons. Gene Ontology annotation, biological process: regulation of DNA-templated transcription. The coding region runs from base 258 to 2630 and encodes 790 amino acids. Gene Ontology annotation, molecular function: zinc ion binding.
GGAUCCCUUCCCGUUCUUCCCCCAUUUUCUUUCUUUCCUUCUUCUACCUUCAAACACUCCCAAUUCUUCACCAAAAUAACUUCAAAUUUCUGAAAUCGCAAAACCUGAUUACACUUCUUCCGAUCUCCACCAAUCUCUCUACACUUUUCCAAUUUCUUUUCACCACUAGCCGCAUCGCAAAUCAAACCCUAGACCGCCAAAUCACAUUUUCAAUCGCUUUUGUUUCUUGUUACGGUAAUGAUCUGUGAUAAGAGAUAAUGGAGAACGAGAUAAUCGAAUUCGACAUAGGCAUAGGUACCGGCGGGGUUGGAAGCGUAGACGAUGGAAUGGAAAGUGAACACAUAACAGUCGAUGAAGAUAUGGUGGAUAGUUCUCCUACCGGCGGUAUUGUAGUUGGUGGUGGUGGUGGUGGAGGAAAUGGAAUUUACGUACCUGAAGGAGACCCCGAUCUUGAGCCUUUUGAUGGAAUGGAAUUUGAAUCAGAAGAAGCUGCUAAAGCUUUCUAUAACUAUUACGCAAGGCGUGUUGGUUUCAGUACUCGUGUAAGCUCCUCAAGAAGGUCAAGAAAAGACGGAGCAAUCAUACAGAGAUCAUUCGUUUGUGCUAAGGAGGGUUUUCGUAACCUGAAUGAGAAACGAACAAAGGAUAGAGAGAUCAAACGUCCUCGUUCUAUUACUCGUGUAGGUUGUAAAGCAUCGCUUUCGGUUAAGAUACAAGAUUCUGGUAAGUGGAUUGUGUCUGGUUUCGUUAAGGAACAUAAUCACGAGCUUGUUCCACCUGACCAGGUUCAUUGUCUUCGGUCGCAUAGACAAAUCUCGGGUCCGGCUAAGACUCUGAUUGAUACUUUACAGGCUGCUGGAAUGGGUCCUAGGAAGAUUAUGUCAGCUCUUAUUAGAGAAUAUGGAGGUAUUAGUAAUGUCGGUUUUACUGAAGUAGAUUGUAGGAAUUACAUGAGAAAUAAUCGACAGAGAAGUUUAGAAGGAGAUACCCAGCUUCUAUUAGACUAUCUGAGGCAAAUGCAUGCUGAUAAUCCUUCUUUCUUCUAUGCUGUUCAAGGCGAUGAUGAUGAACAACAACAGUAUACAGGUAAUGUCUUUUGGUCUGAUCCGAAGGCGAGGAUGAACUACACAUCGUUUGGUGAUACGGUAACAUUCGACACAACUUACAGAUCAAACAGGUAUAGACUUCCAUUCGCACCUUUUACUGGGAUAAACCAUCAUGGGCAGCCUGUUCUGUUUGGCUGUGCUUUCCUCGUAAACGAAUCGGAAGCCUCCUUUGUUUGGCUAUUCAGAACAUGGUUAACUGCAAUGUCCGGUCAUCAUCCUGUUUCGAUAACAACUGAUUACGACACCAUAAUCAGGUCGGCCAUAAUGCAGGUUUUCCCAGAUACCCGGCAUCGUUUCUGUAAAUGGCACAUAUUUAAGAAAUGUCAGGAGAAAAUGUCCAAUGUGUUUCUGGAACAUCCAACUUUUGAGGCUGACUUACAUAAGUGUGUCAAUCUGAGUGAAUCUGUCGAAGAGUUCGAGUCCUGUUGGCUGUCGAUUGUGGAUAAGUUUGAACUUCGAGAUCACGACUGGCUCGAGACUAUCUACUCUGCCAGAAGACAAUGGGUGCCUGUUUACCUAAGGGAUACGUUUUUUGCAGAGAUGUCGAUUACUAGUAUAAACUCGUACUUCGAUGGGUAUGUGAAUGCCUCGACAAACCUAAGCCAGUUCUUCAAACUAUACGAGAAGGCGUUGGAGAGUCGGAAUGAGAAAGAAGUGAAAGCCGAUUACGAUACAUUGAACUCUUCCCCUGUUCUGAAGACACCUUCUCCUAUGGAGAAGCAAGCGUCUGAAUUAUACACAAGAAAGUUAUUCGUUAGGUUUCAAGAAGAGUUGGUUGGGACGCUUACCUUCAUGGCUUCCAAAGUGGCGGAUGGAGAGGUAACCACUUAUCAAGUAGCGAAAUUCGGGGAGGAUUACAAAUCUCACUUUGUUAAGUUUAAUGUUCUUGAGAUGCAAGUGAUGUGCAGUUGUCAGAUGUUUGAGUUCUCAGGUCUUCUAUGUAGACACGUGCUGACAGUUUUCCGGGUGACGAAUGUUUUAACUCUUCCGUCUCAUUACAUUUUGAAACGAUGGACGAGAAAUGCCAAGAGCACGGUUACCUUAGACGAACGUGCUAGCGACGUGUUUAAUAAUUACUUAGAAUCUCAGACGUUUAGAUACAAUAACUUACGUCAUCAGGCAUUCAAGUUCGUGGAUGAAGGCGCUCAGUCUAUUGAAUCAUAUAAUGUUGCGCUCUUAGCUCUGGAAGAGGCUGCUAGAAGAGUUUCUGCUGCCACAAGUAACGAGACAAGAACAAGUAUGAUUAAUGGACGCCUUAGGGUGAAUCAAGCCAGUAAUGGCAGCAGGACAAAUUACGAGGUUGUUCUUGUUGGGAGCGAUCAUGAAAAAACCACCUGCCAGCAAUUAACCGAGGACGACAUGGACAAAAAGAUUGAAGAUCUAAGUCAUGAAUUGGAAUGUGCUAACCGUAAAUGUGAAGUCUAUCGAGCAAAUUUGCUAUCGGUACUGAAACAUAUCGAGGACCAUAAACAACAGCUUUCAGUCAAAGUCCAGAACAUAAAGCUCAGCAUGAAAGAUGUUUAAAAAGGUGCAAUAAAUUUAUGGAAAGUGUUAAUAAUCCUCUUUUUUCUAACACCAUCCAGUUUUUAAAUGCUAGAUUAGAAGAAUCAGAGUUACUAUUUGUAACAUUUAACCCUGCAGCAUCUCUUUUUAUUACAUAA